Beauveria bassiana ARSEF 2860 is the source of this 525-nucleotide messenger RNA. Its product is annotated as NF-X1 finger and helicase domain protein. Lineage: Eukaryota; Fungi; Ascomycota; Sordariomycetes; Hypocreales; Cordycipitaceae. The record is from RefSeq and is a predicted model, not a curated record. The coding region runs from base 1 to 525 and encodes 174 amino acids. The transcript has a single exon.
AUGCCUAUAGUAGUAACGGUUACACUACUAUCGCUCUAUGUCAAUAUACAUGGUCUUCUCAGCGUAGCUGAUGGCGACGCUGGAGACUUUGCAGACGCGCCACCGCCAGCCUAUCCUCGCGGUCUGCAUAUGCCUAGCGACCGUCACGACAAUGGCAAGACGGACGUUGCGGAUAUGAACAUUUUCCCCACACGGGCCGAAAUUUUCAGUGAAGUGGUCGAGUUCCUCCCAUCCACCGAUCCAGAGCAGCCCCAUUUCCUCACAGACAAGUCCCAGCGCCACAUCGACACGCUCUUUCGUCUCCUCCGGCAGGAUACGUUUGGGGAGCUUAAAUAUGUCCUGGCAAGCACCCUGCGUGGUUUCGAGAUACACAUUUUGUUUAGUGGCCGCCAUGGUUUGGAGGCAGAUAUUUUGUUGUCUCAACUCCCAACUCUUCGAGGCAAGUCCUCCCCCGAGAGAGGAUGGUGGGAGGACUCGCGACGACUUGCCGAGGGUUGUGCUCGUGUCGUUCAUAGCGAUCCAUGA